AUGGGUUGCAAAACUAACGUUGGCCCUAUCAUGGAUGAAUCGCUGGAAAAGCCACCGCCGCUCGAUUUCCCGUGGUUUGGGAACCAAUGGCGCUACAUCACUGUUACUCUUGGAGCGCCUUUCCUCCUGUUGUGCAAGGACAACGUGGAUGGCCGCCGACAUGAUGCCAACCAUGUUAGGACUCCAGAUCGUUCCAGGCCGGCCCGUCUUCAAGCCGCGCCGUCUGCAGCCCACCACCUUCGCCCCUGGCACGCCGUUCCAUACAACGAUGCGGCCUCUCCAACUUAUCCUGCCGUGCGCAUCACGACACAGUUUCCGCCCUCUUCUGCAUGGCAACUCCCAAGUUGGCCAGAAUGCCCUGUCCCGACGGGGCAGCAAGGCCGUUGCAAGAAUCCAUCAGUCUUCCCGGGCCUGUGGGUUCCCAGACAGUUCUUCGCCGACGCAUGA
Neurospora tetrasperma FGSC 2508 is the source of this 447-nucleotide messenger RNA. RefSeq lists its product as uncharacterized. Bases 1 to 447 code for a protein of 148 amino acids. NCBI's taxonomy places the organism in Eukaryota, Fungi, Ascomycota, Sordariomycetes, Sordariales, Sordariaceae. The record is from RefSeq and is a predicted model, not a curated record. The transcript has 4 exons.